Messenger RNA from Cuscuta campestris, 2562 nucleotides. Lineage: Eukaryota; Viridiplantae; Streptophyta; Magnoliopsida; Solanales; Convolvulaceae. The record is from the annotation of a GenBank genome assembly.
CACACUUGCCGUUGAAUCUCUUCCUCAUCCCCUCCAACCAAUACUCUGUUUCUUCCCUCUUUCCCUUACCAGUUACUGCAAUAAAGCAAACAAGUAUCCGGUAGUAUUAAAACCCUAUUUUCUCAUUGAAUAUCCUUACCUCCUAUGCACAGUCAUCUUCCCUCUCGCAUGGAGAACCUGAAGCGCAGCGAGCACUCUUCAAGCUCCGGUUCGAAGAAGAGCUUGAAGAGGAAGCUGGACCAGGAGUUUGAAGAAGACCGAUCGAGAGUAGGCUCUCCUUCUGCCGAGGAUGCUCGUCAAGAUAUCAUCCUCGAGGUCCGCACUCAAGUGGAGAUUCUUGGAGCGUCUUUCUCUUCAACCGAGCCAGAUCGAGCUGCCUCCAAACUCGCCAUCCAAAUCCUUUCCGAGUUAGCGAAGAACGAGGAAAUUGUGAACGUAAUUGUGGACUGUGGCGCUGUUCCUGCUCUUGUGCAGCAUCUCCAGCUGCCGCCUCCGACAAGGGAAGGUGACUCUGGUCCAAUCCCAUAUGCACAUGAGGUUGAGAAGGGAAGUGCUUUCACACUUGGGAUGCUUGCCAUAAAACCAGAGCAUCAACAACUCAUUGUCAAUGCUGGAGCUGUGCCUCAUCUUAUUAGCAUCCUAAAGAGGCAUAAGGAUAGUCUAAAUUCUCGUGCUCUUAAUGGUGUGAUCAGGAGAGCUGCUGAUGCAAUCACCAAUCUUGCUCAUGAGAAUAGUUGCAUCAAAAGUCGUGUUAGGGUUGAGGGUGGCAUCCCUCCUCUUGUUGAAUUGCUUGUGUUUGCUGAUGCAAAAGUCCAAAGAGCAGCUGCUGGUGCAUUACGAACUUUGGCCUUUAAAAAUGAUGAGAACAAGAAUCAGAUAGUGGAGUGCAAUGCUUUGCCCACUCUUAUUCUAAUGUUGCGGUCUGAAGAUAGUGCAAUACACUAUGAAGCGGUUGGUGUAAUUGGCAAUUUAGUUCACUCAUCCCCCAACAUCAAGAAGGAAGUUCUUGCUUCUGGAGCCUUACAACCUGUCAUUGGGUUACUUAGUUCCACCUGUUCUGAGAGCCAAAGGGAAGCUGCUUUACUUCUAGGGCAAUUUGCAGCGACAGAUUCAGACUGCAAGGUGCACAUUGUCCAAAGAGGUGCGGUUCCACCACUCAUUGCGAUGCUUAGCUCAUCUGAUUCUCAAUUGCGGGAAAUGUCAGCUUUUGCCUUAGGGCGGUUGGCACAGGAUACACACAAUCAAGCUGGUAUUGCCCAUAGUGGUGGUAUUGUGCCACUAUUGAAACUUCUUGACUCAAAGAAUGGAAACCUGCAACACAAUGCUGCAUUUGCACUCUAUGGGCUUGCUGAUAAUGAGGACAAUGUUGCAGAUCUAGUCAAAGUUGGGGGUGUUCAAAAACUUCAAGAUGGAGAAUUUAUUGUUCAACCAACUAGAGAUUGUGUGGCAAAGACAUUGAAAAGAUUAGAAGAAAAGAUUCAUGGGCGAGUUCUAAGCCACUUGUUGUAUUUGAUGCGCGUUGAAGAUAUUGAUGUCCAACGACGUGUUGCAUUGGCUCUUGCUCAUCUUUCAUCACCGGAGGAUCACAAGACAAUUUUUCUAUAUAACAACGGGCUGGAAUUGCUUUUGGAGCUUCUGGAAUCAACAAUUGUAAAGAACCAAAGAGAUGCUUCAGCAGCCCUACGUAAAUUAGCGAAUGAAGCCAGUUCACUUUCUCAUAUUGAUGCAGCUCCUCUGUCUCCAGUUCCCCAGGUCUAUCUGGGUGAUAAGUUUGUAAAUAAUCCUACACUUUCAGAUGUGAUAUUUUUAGUUGAAGGCAAGCGGUUUUAUGCCCACCGAAUUUGCUUGCUUGCUUCUUCUGAUGCAUUUCGGGCAAUGUUUGAUGGUGGUUACAGGGAGAGGGACGCCAAAGACAUUGAGAUCCCAAAUAUCAGAUGGGAUGUUUUUGAGUUGAUGAUGAGGUACAUAUACACGGGGUCUGUUGAUGUUAGUUUGGAAAUUUCUCAGGAGCUUCUAAGAGCAGCUGAUCAAUAUCUGCUAGAUGGCCUAAAACGUCUAUGUGAAUGCACAAUUGCCCAGGAUAUAUCAGUGGAAAAUGUCUCUAUGAUGUUUGAGUUGUCCGAGGCUUUUAGUGCUACGUCGUUAAGAACUGCUUGCAUUCUUUUUGUCCUGGAGAACUUUGACAAACUUAUUGUCAUGCAGUGGUACACGCCACUGAUUCAACGUAUAUUACCCGAGACUCGGGCCCACUUUGUGAGAGUGCUCACGGGACCUGUUCAAGAUGACAUGUGGCGGUAAUAAAUUGCCUCUUUUGUUUUCUUCUUUUCUUUUCUCUUUCUGAUUGGCUAAUGUAGAAGAGGAAGGGGGUGUACAGGAACUAGUAGUUUCACUGAAAUGUCCCAGGAAUGGAAACACUAAUUUGUUUUUUGACUGGGUCUGUAUUCUUCUGUUAUACCAAUUCAUUGUUCCCACAACGUUUUUUGAGUCGAAACUUCAUUUUUAAAUACUCGUGUAUGGAUAGGAAGGCAUUGUGUAGUUAGUUAAAAGGAAUAGGGUUUGUUC